Messenger RNA from Bombyx mandarina (wild silkworm), 2251 nucleotides. Its product is annotated as pentatricopeptide repeat-containing protein 1, mitochondrial. Gene Ontology annotation, biological process: tRNA 3'-end processing. The record is from RefSeq and is a predicted model, not a curated record. Gene Ontology annotation, molecular function: tRNA binding; protein binding. Lineage: Eukaryota; Metazoa; Arthropoda; Insecta; Lepidoptera; Bombycidae. Gene Ontology annotation, cellular component: mitochondrial matrix.
UUUUCUAAAAAAUUGAAAAACAAGGUGAAGACUGAAGAAGAUUAAGCUAAUAAAUAAUAUUUCUAAGAUAUGUACUUUAUUGUUCCUACAUAAAACAGAAUCUGAAGGUCUUUGAAAUUUCUCACACAUUAAAUUAAAUAUUUUGUAAUCAACAAUUCAAAAUGGCAUGUACUAAUCUGCUGAGAAAUAUUAAAACCAUACAUUUUAUUCGACGUAGCUUUUUCUCAACUUCGAUUAUACAAAAUAAUCAAUCUAAAUAUUCCAAACAUACACAAUUCCGAACAGAACACAAUCAAUUGGUGUAUUUAGAUGAUCCUGAUAAGUUUGGGACAUUGUCCGGUUUCAAAAUACAGGACGAAAAACUUGUAGAUGCUGGAGAUAUAAAAGAAGAAGAAUAUACACAAAAUAAACCCUUACCUGGUAAAAAAUUAACUACUAGACAGUAUGCUGAUUUAAUUAAACAAUACAUAAAGCAUAAAAGAUUAAAAGAAGCUAUUGAUGUAUUGGAGGUGAGAAUGCUACAGGAAGAUAAAGUGAAACCGGAAAAUUAUAUAUUCAACAUAUUAAUUGGUGCGUGUGCUGAUGUAGGUUACACAAAAAAAGCAUUUCGUUUGUUCAAUGAAAUGAAAGCACGAGGACUAAAACCUACAGGUGAUACUUAUACCUGUUUGUUUCAUGCAUGUAGCAAAAGUCCAUGGGCAUCGGAUGGUUUAAAAAACGCUAAACAUCUUCGAGAACAUAUGAUUUUAAAAGGAAUAGAACCAAAUCUGACAAAUUAUAAUGCAAUGAUAAAGGCAUUUGGAUGUUGUGGUGAUUUGGUUACGGCUUUCAGAAUAGUUGAUGAAAUGGUAACUAAGAAAAUAAAAAUUAGAGUUCAUACUUUUAACCAUCUGCUACAAGCUUGUAUAUCAGAUAAAAAUAAUGGACUGAGGCAUGCUCUGAUUGUAUGGAGAAAAAUGUUGAAUGUUAGAGAGAAACCUAAUAUUUACUCUUUCAAUUUAAUGCUUAAAUGUGUGAAAGACUGUAAUUUGGGAACUAAAGAGGACAUUGAAGAAUUAGUUGGUGCUGUCAAAGGACAAACAUUAAAAGGAAGCCAAAAUGCCAUGCUAGAGAUGCAAAAUAUUGACUCGCAAGAGUUAAAAUUAUUGCAAGAACCUAAAAGUCCUGAAAAAAUUAGAAAAGACCAAAUUGAUUCUCAAAAAAGUAUUAAUGGUAGUAACAAAAUGAAUAUGCAAAAUUCAGAUGCAGUAGAAACAACAGAUUUAAUGAUUACAGAAAACAAAGAAAAGAUAACAAUACAGUUAGUAGAUAAUUUAAAAAAUACCAGCAAAGAACAAAGAAAUGUACCUAAUUUAUUGUCAAAGGAAAUUAAUAUGCACCAUAUAUUAGCUUUACAAGAAGUGCAUUCAUUACAAGAUAAGUUUACUGUAAUAGGUGGACAAGAAGAUUUCCUUGAAGAAAUGAGUGCUUAUUCAGUUAAACCAGACAUUAAAACGUUUACACAAAUGCUCCCAUUAUUGGAUAAUACAACAGAGGCUGAAAAUAAACUACUUCAUACUAUGCACAAUAUGAAGAUACGAGCAGAUAUUGACUUCUACAACAUGUUAAUAAAGAAAAGGUGUUUAAGGCUGGAUUAUGAUGCUGCUAAAGCUGUUAAAAAGAUAAUAAAAAAGGAAAGUGAAAUUCGGAAACGUUUGUAUCCAGACAAUAAAAAGAAGAGAUUAAAUCUUAAUAUAAUGUCUUAUGGCGUCUUGGCAAUGGCUUGUAAAACUAAAGAAGAUGCAGAAAUCCUCCUAGCUGAUAUGAGACAAGAACAACUUAAGGUGAAUAUAGAAAUUCUUGGAGCUCUAUUGAAACAUGGCAUCGUAAAUUAUCGAUUCGACUACGUUCUGUACGUAUUGAAUAUUGUAAAAGACGAAAAGGUUCCUGUUAGUGAUUUGUUCUUAAAGAAUUUAGAGGACUUCAAUGAAAAAUGUAUGAAAAUUAUACAGCAGAAUGAAAAUAGUCAUCGCAAAUAUUCCAAUUCUUUCGAAACAGCUUACAAUAAAUUUUCGAAGAUUUAUACUAAUUGGUUAAGAGAAGUAAACAUUCAUGAAGCUUUGAAGCAAGAACAUCCUUGGGAACAAUUUAAGACUCCCAGCCCAGAAACAGUGCAAAGGCAAAAUAUUAAAAUAAUCGAACCAAAGAGAUUUAACAAAAGAAAUCGUAAAUAUGUACCAUAUGUUCCUAAGAUAUAAAUAAAACUUCUUUA